ACUGCUAAAUCCUCUUGUUUAAUUACAUAUUUCAUAAAAUAUUAUAUACGAUGCAUAAAAGCGUUUAUCUAGUGCUAUUUCGUGACAACAGGGCAAUAGUUGUUUAUAAUAAUGUAGUUGGCAUAAGGGCUAUAUCGCUUCCAACCGAAAAUGAGCUUCCACCUGUAGGACAUAGGAGCGUCUGCUCACUCUGUGGCAACGACAUUGAUGAUGGUCAAUAAACAUGCAUGGCACAGAUCUACUUUUACCUUCUACAGAGAAACUUUAAUUAAUGGAGCAGACAGGGAGAUGGAUAAGAUGCCUCGUAUUUUCACGGAGAA
Messenger RNA from Babesia bovis T2Bo, 320 nucleotides. RefSeq lists its product as uncharacterized. The record is from RefSeq and is a predicted model, not a curated record. Bases 51 to 221 code for a protein of 56 amino acids. The transcript is spliced from 2 exons. Lineage: Eukaryota; Apicomplexa; Aconoidasida; Piroplasmida; Babesiidae.